Messenger RNA from Rodentolepis nana, 1518 nucleotides. The record is from the annotation of a GenBank genome assembly. NCBI's taxonomy places the organism in Eukaryota, Metazoa, Platyhelminthes, Cestoda, Cyclophyllidea, Hymenolepididae.
AAACCAUGGGGGCAGUUGUUACCGCUGGUGGACAUUGACGCGGACGUAUUUGAUGGACUGGAGAGAUUUGAAAAUGAAUUUGUCAUCAGCUUCACGGAGACGUCUAGAGAGAAGUCAUUUACUCUGUUAUUUCUUUAUAGACAUCCUCUUCCUAAGAGAUAUUACCUCACAAUGAAGCCUUAUCCUGACCGCCAAACAACAGCGGUGCUGCGAAACUUCUCGAACGAAAUGAAUAAAAAGAGAAUGCUUGGAAGUUUUGAGAAUAUGGAAGCCCGGAUAUUUCAGCGGACAAUCAACGAACCAUGCUCAAACAAUAUACCAAUGGUUCUGAAAUCCGAGCCGAAUUCAUUUUUCUGUACCAUUAAUACUCCACUGGUUACUGAAGUGUUUAAGGAAUUCCUAACGGAUUCUUACGUCGACCAAAAAGAUGAAAAAUGUGAUAAAGCCAGAAGAAUCUGCCAACUGUGCAUGAUGCAAUCAUGUGGAAUCAAAAAUAUCGACUGGAAUAUGCGACGGAGUCCUUUUGAGUUAGCAAGUGAGUUGGCCUUUAUGAUUCAAAUUCAAGUUGUUGCCAAAUCUCCUGUUACGCCACUCCCCAUUGUCUGCGCUAUUUCAGCAGGGAAUGCUACCCGCUGGAUCGCUAUAUGCAGGAUAACAGCAAACUUUGCUUUCGUGUUUGGAAAAUUUUUAGAAAUAAACUACCCCUUGUGCUCAAUGUGGAAAGUUCGAGUAAUUCAUUUUCAUUUCCACUCAGGCAAAACCCUUCAAUUUACUUUGACACCAGACUUCGACUUCAAAAACAGAAGGAUACAAUGCCAUUUGAAAAGGCAUCGGAGCUCCAAUAACAAAAAUAUCGUGAUCGAUUUUGGUUUUGAUUUUACAACACUUGGCAAAAAUCAGGACCUUGACCACUCAACCAAUACCAACAGCUUUCAUUCCAAUUCCUACAAAGUUCAAAUUCCUUUGCGAAUUAUACCCGAGAGGGCUCAUAAUUUCUUAGGAGGUCACUUUGUCUUCCAUUUGAAGGAAAAUAUACCGGACAUCGAGGAGGCCGUACUUAUUAAAAAUACUCAAGCUGACUCAACCAAUUCCACGUACUGUCUAGUCGAUCUCCAACACCGAAAGGGUGGACUACUUAAUAACAAUUCCAUUGAGCUUUUUCGACAGCGAGACGAGAAAUAUAUUACAUUCCAGAAUAUAAAACCAUUCCAGUUUAACACCGAAAACUGGCACAAACAAGGAUGCGCGGUGGAAAUAUCUGAUGGGAUCGCUCAAGAACAAGUUGUGGAGAAUGCGACAGAAAAUGUUCCCGUUACCGUUCGAAUCAUCCCUCCAAAGCGUCAGGGUGCGCCAUUCAAUUAUAUUGUACAUGAAAAAGACCACAAAAUUCAACUUCAUUUAUCUGCCAAAGGCGCCUUAAAAUGCGUAUUGCAGACAAAUUUUCCUCCCCUUUACGAAUUUCCAGACGCUGGUGGAGAAAAGUGCAGUACUUCAAAAGGAUGCAAAGUUUGUUGGUGA